AGCAGCACAGGCACAGGGGUGGUGGGAGCACCGCUGGCCCAGCUCCCUGGGCACCCGCAGCCUCCCCGUGUCCCAGCUGGGGACAUUGGCUGGGUUUCUGCAGGCUGAGGACCACGCCGGAGCUGGAUGAACAUGGAUUUAGCCUCCGAGCGGCUCAAUGGCAGAGGUCCCAGCCCGAGAGGCAAAGCCUCCACCUCCCUGCAGUCCUUCAAGCGGAUCGGCAUCCUGGUCCUGGCAGUGGUGCUCACCCUCGCCUGCCUGGUUGCAGUUGGGUUCCUGGUCAAGGUUUACCUGGACCAAUACUACUUCUUCUGCAAACAGCCCCUGAAGCUGGUGCCGCUGCAGCAGGUCUGUGAUGGGCAUGUGGACUGUCUGCAGGGCGAGGAUGAGGCCAACUGUCCCCAGUGGGUCCCUGAGGGGCCACUAGCAGGGGCCCGUGUUUCCAAAGACAGAUCCAUCCUGCAGGUGCUUAACAGGAACACUGGAGACUGGUUCUGCAUCUGCCAUGACCACUUCAACCUGAUGUUGGCAAAAGCAGCCUGCGAGCAAAUGGGCUACAGGAGCAACCCCACAUUCACAGCAGUGGAAGCAGGCACUGGGCAGCCCCUGCCUCCCCGCGAGGUCGUGCUGGGGAACGGCAGCCUCCAGAUGCCCGAGCCAGGCCGGAAAUGCCUCUCUGGAGCUGUUGUUUCACUCUUCUGUUCCACAGAAGGCUGUGGGGAGAGCAUCAGGACUCCCCGUGUGCUGGGGGGGAGCCCAGCCACCAUCGAGGCUUGGCCAUGGCAGGUCAGCCUGCAGUACAAGAAGGAGCACAUCUGUGGGGGCAGCAUCAUCGACCGCAGCUGGAUCCUGACAGCCGCGCACUGCUUCAAGAACAACCCCAUUGUUCAGAGCUGGCGUGUGAAGGCCGGCUCCAACCUCCUCUCAGGCACCAGCACCCUUGCUGUGGAGAAGGUGUUCCUGGCUGGGGAGAUGCCCUCGUCUCCCAAGGACAAUGACAUUGCUCUGGUGAAGCUGCAGGCUCCCCUGCAUGUCUCAGACAGCAGCAAGGCCAUCUGCCUGCCCUAUUUCGAUGAGGAGCUGGAGCCAGGCACACCCCUGUGGGUGAUAGGCUGGGGCUACACGCAGAAGCGCGGCAAACUGUCUGAGGUCCUACAGCAGGCGGAGGUGAAGCUCAUUGAUGAGGAGAGCUGCAAUGCUGCUGCCUACCAUGGCGAGGUCACCGAGAAGAUGCUGUGUGCUGGCCUGCCCCAGGGAGGGGUGGACACGUGCCAGGGAGACAGUGGAGGGCCCCUGCUCUACUCCGGCAAGCACUGGCAAGUGGUGGGCAUUGUGAGCUGGGGCGAGGGCUGUGGCAGCCCCAGUAUGCCCGGUGUCUACACCAGCGUCCGUGCUUACCUCAACUGGAUCUACGCCGUGCGGAGGUCGGAGCUCUGAGACCUGCUGGGACAGGUCCUUCCCCUGCCCUCACACCUCCCUCCCCAUCCCUACACCCUUGGCUGCCUCAGCUCCGGCAUCAAAAGGUGAGUGGUGCCUCCCAAGCCCUCACUGCCAGGCUGUGGUUUAGCACACCAGAGGUCAGCCAAGGAGGCAAAGGGCAGCUCGGAGCAACGUCCACUGAUACCACGGAGGGAUCUGAGCAGCUCAAGCUCCUUCCGCAGAAGGAUUAAUUUAUUAGCCGGUGCUGACCCUGCUGUGGCAGGAAGGCUCCUGCAGGGCGAAGCUGCUCUUUGCUCACGCCUGUUCUAUAGGGAGAAAUGAUGUUUGUGCUAUGGAGUAACCCCAUUAAAAGAGUGUAUGGUUUUUUCACGCAGCC
Molecule: messenger RNA, 1816 nt
Organism: Melopsittacus undulatus (budgerigar)
Lineage: Eukaryota; Metazoa; Chordata; Aves; Psittaciformes; Psittaculidae
Gene: TMPRSS4
Product: transmembrane serine protease 4
Exons: 13
Coding region: 127-1437 (436 amino acids)
Biological process (GO): acrosome reaction; proteolysis
Cellular component (GO): membrane
Molecular function (GO): protein binding; serine-type endopeptidase activity
Source: RefSeq, a predicted model, not a curated record